This is a messenger RNA of Lactuca saligna, 2073 nucleotides long. Lineage: Eukaryota; Viridiplantae; Streptophyta; Magnoliopsida; Asterales; Asteraceae. The record is from the annotation of a GenBank genome assembly.
CCUUUUUCCUUUUUCCCAAUUAUAUUUUUCUAAUAUUUCAUCGGUCUCUCUCUCUCUCUCUCUCUCUCUCUCUCAUACGUACGUACGUUGAUAUGUCGAAGAAAACUCAUUCGAUUAAUCUUUGUGAUUGAUUUUACACUCGGCCCUUUCGCCAGAAUUUCGCAACCAGGAGUCGUAAUCGGGAGACAUAAACUUUACAUGAUUUGACUCAGUUCGUGUGCUUUUCGUUACCCGGAUAAGAUAUGGAGGGAGGAGGGCGUGGUGGGAGUAGUGUGGACAUGUUCUUACGCAACUAUAAGCUUGGGAAAACACUUGGUAUUGGUUCAUUUGGGAAGGUGAAAAUUGCAGAACAUACAUUAACAGGACACAAAGUUGCUAUAAAAAUCCUCAAUCGUCGCAAAAUCAAAAACAUGGAAAUGGAAGAAAAAGUUAGAAGAGAGAUUAAGAUAUUAAGAUUGUUCAUGCAUCCACAUAUCAUCCGUCUCUAUGAGGUUGUAGAAACACCAUCAGACAUUUAUGUUGUUAUGGAGUAUGUGAAAUCUGGUGAGCUUUUCGAUUACAUUGUGGAAAAGGGAAGAUUACAUGAAGAUGAAGCUCGCAAUUUCUUUCAGCAGAUAAUAUCUGGUGUGGAGUAUUGCCACCGUAAUAUGGUGGUCCACAGAGAUCUUAAACCUGAAAACCUGCUAUUGGAUGCCAAAUGCAAUGUGAAAAUUGCAGAUUUUGGUUUGAGUAAUAUCAUGCGUGAUGGUCAUUUUCUCAAAACAAGUUGUGGAAGUCCAAAUUACGCAGCCCCUGAGGUUAUAUCUGGGAAACUAUAUGCUGGGCCCGAGGUAGAUGUAUGGAGCUGUGGUGUUAUCCUGUAUGCUCUUCUUUGUGGGACCCUUCCUUUUGAUGAUGAAAACAUUCCUAACCUUUUCAAGAAAAUUAAGGGUGGAAUAUAUACCCUUCCGAGUCAUUUGUCACCCGGUGCUAGAGAUUUGAUUCCAAGGUUGCUUGUGGUUGACCCAAUGAAGCGUAUGACUAUUCCUGAAAUCCGUGCACACCCGUGGUUCCAAGCUCAUCUCCCUCGCUACUUAGCUGUCCCUCCACCUGAUUCCAUGCAGCAAGCAAAAAAGACCGAUGAAGAUAUUCUUAACGAGGUGAUUAAGAUGGGGUUUGACAGGGAUGGGCUUAUCGAGUCACUUCGCAACCGAGUGCAAAAUGAGGGUACUGUGGCGUAUUACUUGCUACUGGACAAUAGGUUUCGUAACUCAAACAGUUAUCUUGGAGCGGAGUUUCAAAAACCAGUUGAGGGGUAUAGAGGUUUGAAUUCAAAUGAGGCUUCUGUAUCAGUUUUAUCACCACGUUCAUCUGGAUACAUGGAUUAUCAAGGAACAAAUAUGAGAAACCAAGUUGAAAGGAAAUGGGCUCUUGGGCUUCAGUCUCGAGCGCAUCCUCGUGAGAUAAUGCAAGAAGUAUUAAAAGCUUUGCAAGAACUGAAUGUUAACUGGAAGAAAAUAGGACACUACAACAUGAAGUGCAGAUGGGAUCCUGCCACUAGCCAUGGACACAACACCACCAUGCAAUUGCAAAGUAGUCGUUACUUUGGAGAUGAGUCAACCAUAGUAGAUGCUGCUGCUGACACUGCUUCCUCAACCUCUCCGAAUGUUGUCAAGUUUGAAGUCCAGCUUUAUAAAACUCGUGAGGAAAAGUAUUUGCUUGAUCUACAGAGGGUAAAUGGACCCCAGUUCCUGUUUUUGGAACUUUGUGCUGCGUUUCUUGCUCAGCUUCGUGUUCUCUAGAACAAGACAUAGCCUGAAAAAAAUAUAUAUUUAUAUGUAUGAAGAAUGGCUUUCUCCGGGAUAUCAUCUUUUGUGAAGAAAUGCUAGGCUGUAUUGUAUAUAAAAAUCUCUAGGCUUCUAUUUAUAGGCGAAUUUUGUGAGCCCGUAUUUAACUUUUGUUAACUUAUAUAAAACCAUCAAUAGCUUGUUUUGGUUUAUUAUAAUAAGAGUAAAGUAAUGUGUAACCUUAGUAUCGCAUUUAUUAAGUAAAACUUUAUUGCAUGUAUUUGUUAAAAAAAAAAAAGAAUCGGGA